Molecule: messenger RNA, 5707 nt
Organism: Metopolophium dirhodum (rose-grain aphid)
Lineage: Eukaryota; Metazoa; Arthropoda; Insecta; Hemiptera; Aphididae
Product: tetratricopeptide repeat protein 39C-like
Exons: 10
Coding region: 912-2792 (626 amino acids)
Biological process (GO): cilium assembly
Source: RefSeq, a predicted model, not a curated record
AGUUAUAUAUUUCACAUGAUGAAAUAAUAACUAUGAUAUUAUAAUAUUAUAAUAUUAUAAUAUAUUAUGACAAAAACAACGUAGUUUGCAGUGCAGUUGCCAAUUGCUAUUCCUUUAUUUAUUGAAUAAUUACCUCAGUAUCCAUAUUAUAUCCCGUACACUGUACAGUACCCACCUAAAUAAUAUAAUAUUUAUUUACAUUUUGAGUACAAUAUUAUAAUAUGGAUAAGUACCAAGCAUGUUUUCCGCGUUCCAUGGUAUACAGGCUACAGGCACUAUAUAUUAUAAUAUAAUAUUAUUAUAAUUCCAUGACUGCUGCGUGAAUCCGAAAAAGUGCCGCGUAUACUUAAAGACCGUUCAAACAGAUGGAUAAAACAUAUACGUAUACAUAAUGUGUCAGUAUGUACUUAUGUAUGUAUGUAUGUAUUAUAUGUAUGUGGACAUGCUGGCGCGUGUUUUUAAAAACAAGGUCAUGGGAAAUGGGAAUAAUCGAUUCUAUUGCACGCGCUCUUACGUGCACGAACCCCCAUCCCUUCCUCACAACCACCGAGUUCAACGAUUCGGCGGUGGCGGCUUUUAUUGCACGUUUUUAUUUUUUUGCUCCGUGUCCCGCGUGUUGUGGCGCCGUCGUUGGCAGCAAAAGCCGUUUUAGAGUUCAGUUUCGCGACCACGUCUGGUCAUUAAACAAUUCGUUUCCGCGCGCACACGUCGUAGUCCGACACUGGAUUAUUAUUUCAUACAAUAAGGCACGUAUCUUAAUAUCUAUUAUAAUGGAAAUUUAAACGCUCACCAUGAUCACGGCCAGCGCCUCGAAGGUUCAUCGUUUAUGAGACCGCCGCAGCCUUUUGACUUCGAAUUUGCAGCGGUGUGGACGAUCCUCGCACAAACGAACUCGGUCGCUGGUAAUUGAUAUGUCCUCAGACAAUGAACCUACUUGGAGAAUAUGCAGAAAAGCAGUUUGGAUGUUGAUACAAAAUGUUAAUAACUUAGCCGAUGCCGAAGCUUUACUCAACCGACAAGAGAAUGACCUUCAUAUUGCAAGCGGCAAAUGUUUCAUUUUAUUAUUGACGGCCAUUCAAACGCCGGAAAAGUCGCGACUGGAAUGCGCGCUGGCCGAGUUCAAGCGACUUGAGGCGCGAUGCGGCGCAAUGUUGGACGACGGCGGGUGGUUGGGAGCGUUCAGGCGCAAACUGCAAUUCUCGUCCAGCGCCGCCGCGGGCGUGGACUACUACGACGGACAGAUCGCGCUGGCCGACGUCACCCUGUGCAUAGUCGGACUGAUGGUCGUGAAGGUCAUAAACGGGUACAAUGUGGGUCACAUGGCUACCGCCAAAACGAUAUACACGUUGCGGCGUGCCUGGAAAAUGUACCAGCAAUGUUAUGCCUCCGUGCUGGACAUCUACCGCACCGUUUACGACCUGGACCCUGACGACAACACUCCGAGGUGGCCGCCAGUUUUGAAACGCAGACAAUCCACGUCUGCCACCUCGUUGGCAUCGACGUCAAACGUAGAAAGUCGUAUGCAUCGCUCGGCUACCACGUCGUUUGUAACGCUACGUCAAGAUUGUGUGUCAAACGGGAUGACUAAGGACGUGGUUAGAUUGAUGGCAGCGAUCAGUGUAGGAUAUGGAGCUUUUAAUUUGAUUUUAUCAUUGAUGUCACCAAUGGUUAUCCCUCUAAUCGGAAUGUUGGGUUUUCGUGGAAACCGCCAAACCGGUUUAAAAGCUUUAGCGUUUGCCAAAAACGGGCCUGAUGUACACGCACCGUUGGCAUGGUUGAUCCUGUCAUGGUAUUACAUGAUGGGAAACACAGAUUACUUGUUCGACGGUCCCCAGUCUCGAGAAAAUGAAACUUACAUCAAGGAAUCAGAACAAUUAGUAUGUAAUCCACCUGAAGAAUUCCAAAACUCGACAUCUCUGCAAUACUUUACUGGGCGAUCGCUUUAUCUAAAGGGUGAUUUAGAACGAUCGAUACGAGCGUACGAGAUUGGAUCAACAGUUGUAGUUGAUAAUUCUUUUGUAAGUAUGAAAACAAUGUGUUUACACGAGUUAGGGUUCAUGUAUGCAAUUCGAUUGGAUUGGAUGGCUGCGUAUAAAAAGUUUGCAAGUGUAGCAGAAGUGUGGAUGAGGCAGUAUCAUUACUUUAUGGCUACAGUGUGCGCAGGCGCGGCGGGCGAUUCAACCACGGCCGAGCUGAUGAGACAGCGUGCCGACGAAGCGGUAAACGGCAGUAGGUUGAACGCUUGUCCGGGUACGAUGUGCAGCUUUAUGGAGAGCAAGGAGAGGAAAGUGGCCGAAGCACUGCGGUGGACGGCGGCGGCCUCGAGCGGUGACGACGCCGACUGCAACCACCGCGACGGCCAGCGACACUGCCGUCUGAUCGCUUACGAGGUGCUGUACGUCAAGUACGGCGUGGCCAAGUGGCCGGUGGACGCUCUGCACGCCGUCCUAUCGGAUUGCCAAGAAGCUGAAGACGACGACAACACGAUGUGGUACACAAAACAAUUACUGACGAUCGUCUGUCGCAGAGUUUUGGGUUUCGUCGAUGACCACUGUCAUUCCCUGAUCGAAAUAGUCGAAAAUAUGGACCGGAACCAGCGGCGUGAUCACUUGUACGUGUACGGAGUUUAUGAACUUACCGCCGAGCAGAUCAGACACAUCGAAACUAUAGACGAGGGCAAACGAACAGUCCAAAAACUAAAGGAUUUAAAACGAGGUUACCAUUUUCAGUACUUCUACGAUAUGAGAUGUGUCUCAUUGCAAGCGUACGUACAAAAAUUAAAUGUCAGAUGACGAUUUUCUAAGUCCAAACAACUGCUACAUGAUGGAGUGCGAGUAAAAAACAUUUUUACAAACUUAUUGUUGUUGAUGAGUUUUUUUUAUUACUUGAGCACAUGUAUGAUGUAUAUUAUUAUUGUUUUCAUCGGAAUCGUACACUAGAAUACAAUAUUAGUAACAUAUUUUUUUAUACUAAACGGGCAAAAUAGGUCUAGAAACUAAACCGUCCACAAAAUAUAGUUAUAGAAAAUGGGUGUCUUAUAUCGAGUAAGUAUAACAAUAAGUGAUAAAUUACAGUAGGUACUUAUUUACAUGUACAUACUUUAUUUAAGUAAAUAACAAAUACUUUCAAUUAUUUAUAAUAGUUAUAGAUUUAUGGAUGGGUAAAUUGUAUAAUUAAGAAACAGAAUUUUAAAACAAUGUAAUGUUUUUUACAAUGUAUGCAUGUAGGGUCAAUUAUUAUUGAAUAUGUUUAGCCAAUUUCAAAUUGUAUUAAGUCAACCUUAACUCUUAAGUAAUAUUACAAUAUAUAUAUAUAUAUAUUUAGAAAAAUUAUUCUUAGCUCAAAAUAAGAAAUACUAAUGAUGCUCACUGCUAAGAUAACCUGAUAAACAUAUUAACUAUUUAACUACCAACAGGAGCAUUGGUGAUUUUAAACAUGAUUUUUGGUUUUUCUGAUUUAAAUAAAAAUGAUUUUGGUAGAAAUCAAACGAGUACGUACCUAUGUCCUAUUUGGUUAACUUGAGAAAUUUUAUUUUAAUAUCACGACAUUUUAUACCAAAUAUUUAUUUUUUCCUAUGUAUUGUGUACUGUGUAACCAAGAUUAAUUCUGGACCUUGGAACAAGAAGGACCAAUCUCACUUUUUAGUGAAAUAAAAGGGCCUAAUAUAAAAGGCUUAACAUAUUCAAUGUAUGUAUAUGUUAAGCCCUGUAUCUCAUUUCACCUAAGAGUGAGAUUGGCCCUUCUUGACCCAAGUCCAGAAUGAUUCUGUUGCAUAUUGCUAUAUCAACUACAAGUUAUAAAUAAUUUGAAUUUCCUAAAUAUGUGUAGGUGUGUGCCUGGGGACGUAUACAAGGGAAGAGGUCUGCGAACUCAACAUUUAAAAUGUUUUCAUAUAAGUACCAUUAAAAUCUAUUUUAUUUUAUUUAUUAAAUAAUAUAAUAAAAUAAUAGAAAUUCACAAUAAUUUUAAAAUGAUCAUUACUCUGCUUUAAAAUAAAAUAUCAAAAGCAAUUUCUGCUAGGGGCUAUGGUUUGUAUACUAUUCAAAUUCAGAUAUCAAACAACUAGUCUGUUUCAUUUCCUAUUAGUUUAUUAAAUUAUCAUCUGGAUCCGCCUGUUUAUAGCAACAUUAAUGAUCUUAUUACUUAUUAUCUAUGAUUCGAAUACGUCUAAAACCAUUGCUGGAUUCAAUGUUUGUUUUUUUUAAGUAAACAGUUCCAAUUUGUAUUAUGGAUUUUAAAUUAUUUUAAUCAACAAACAUAGAGUUUUGUGUAAUAUAAAUCUCUGUAAAAUAAAAAAAUAAAAUAAAUUUAUAGUAACAAACUAAACACAGCUUUUCAUAAAGCUAUGGAUGGCAUGUGUUUGUAAUUUGUAUAACAGGAUGACGAUGAUUAAUUAGGAAAAAUACAAACGGGUUCAUGAAGCUUUACCUCAAACAACCCUUGUCAUUUGUUACAAGAUUUCAGUCGUUUUCAACAGCCUCUUGAUGGGAUUUCAAAAUUCUAGUAACUAAUCAGUGUUUUCCCGAAAAAUAAAAAUAUACUCUUGCAAGUAUUUCAAUGAAAAUAAAUAUUAUUUUUAUUAUCACUAAAAUGUAUUCAAACUCCCUGAUGGCCUAAUGCAGAGGUAUCUAACCUUUUUUUACGGUGGGUCAAAUUUGAGAUACACUAUGGCAUCACGGGCCAACAUCGUUAGAGGAAUAGAGAGAUUAUGAAAUUGAAGAAUUAUAGAUAAGAUUUAUUUCGAAAAAUGUAUGUUUAUUUAAAUACGUUUUUUAUUUUAUAACGUGUUUUUCUAUUAUUAGUUAAUAGUUAGGGUUAAUAUAAUAAUAUAUAGGUAUUUAUGACUAUUAUAAACCUGUUAUGAAUAACACCAAAAGAAUAAUAAUUAAUUCAUUUUAUUUUAUUAAUUUAAAAAUUAAAAACAAUGAAAACUAUUUUAUUAGAUAUACUAUUUUCAAAACAUUAAUUAGUUUGGCGAACCGGUGCAAAAACCUUGGCGGGCCGUAGGUUGAAGACCGCUGGCCUAAUGUAUUAAUAAUAUUUGAAUUAUUUCGAGUUACUAUUAUUUUAUAUUUUAAUAUUAUUCAUAAUUAUCAAUUGUCAGUCAAGUUGGUGUAAUAGAUUUCCAACGAAUCAUUAAAUCCUGUGAAUACUAUUGAGUAUUGACAUAAAACAAUUAAAUUAUCAUCGUGGAACUACUCAAGUCGAAUAAUAAUAAAUUAAUACUAUUUAGGUUUUUGAUUUACAGGUAUUUGAGUUAGUAUACAGAAUAAAAUAAUUUCUUAUUUAGUUUUCAAGAAAACGGUUGACAUAUUAUUGUAAUUGCCUACAAAUUUAUUCCAAAAAUCUAAUAAAUACAACCAAUAACCAAUAAAUAAAAAUACAAAAAAAAAAACCAGUAACUUAAGUACCAAUAAUUAUAAUGUGUAAGUAAUUUAGUAAUAUUAUGAAACAAUAAAUAUUUAUUUUUAGAAAUAAUAACUUAAAAAGUUACAUUUUCAUAAUGACAUAACUACAUAACACAUAAGUAUAAGUAAAGUAUACACAUAUAGGGAUGCGUGAUAAAUUGUAAUCAUUAAAAAAUCUAGUGGUAAUAAUAAAUAUUGUAAUGUGAUUUAUAACCUAAUGUAUUUAUAUUUUGUCUACAAUAGCUAUCAAAAAUAGUUGUUAAUUGUUGAAUAACUGUUAAAUAUAUAAAUUUAUUUAC